CCUUGAAACAAGGUGGUUUUUGCUAUGGAGAUUUAAAAUAGGGCUUGUGUGAUACUUUAUCCCUUUCCAGAUUGCUGACCCUGAGACCUGUGACCGAAUGUACGAGAGCUUAGUCAGAAUCCACACCAACUACUACAAAAACAAGUAUCCACGUCUGAAAGACACAAGCUUCACUGGAGUGACAGUAGAAGACUGCAAGAUGAUACUAGCAACAGACAUUCUGAAACAGAUGGAAGACAUGAAAAAAGGGACAUGGAAAAAACUGCGAGAAAAGUUUUAUGCCAAGAAACCUGAAGAGGACUCGAAGCGAUAGGCUAACUCCCAGAUUCUCCACUGUAUAUAUUCCUAAAGCACUGUAUGUUGCCAUGAUGAAUAAAACCAUUUAUUCCUCUUAGC
Fulmarus glacialis (Northern fulmar) is the source of this 396-nucleotide messenger RNA. RefSeq names its product ubiquinol-cytochrome-c reductase complex assembly factor 2. NCBI's taxonomy places the organism in Eukaryota, Metazoa, Chordata, Aves, Procellariiformes, Procellariidae. The record is from RefSeq and is a predicted model, not a curated record. Gene Ontology annotation, biological process: mitochondrial respiratory chain complex III assembly. Gene Ontology annotation, cellular component: mitochondrial matrix.